Messenger RNA from Nicotiana tabacum (common tobacco), 1002 nucleotides. RefSeq names its product glutathione S-transferase U9-like. Lineage: Eukaryota; Viridiplantae; Streptophyta; Magnoliopsida; Solanales; Solanaceae. The record is from RefSeq and is a predicted model, not a curated record. Gene Ontology annotation, molecular function: glutathione transferase activity. Gene Ontology annotation, biological process: glutathione metabolic process. Gene Ontology annotation, cellular component: cytoplasm.
GGACCAACUACAAGCAGAAAAUUAACAGCUGAAUGAAUAAUAAUAUUAAGAAAAAUGGCUGAGGAAAACAAAGUAAUUCUACAUGGAACAUGGGGUAGCCUUUUUGUUAAGAGAGUAGAACUGGCUCUCAAAAUCAAAGGCAUACCUUAUGAGUAUGUUGAAGAAGAUUUGAGCAACAAGAGUCCCCAGCUGCUCAAGUACAAUCCUGUUCUCAAGAAGGUCCCUGUACUUGUUCACAAUGGUAAACCUGUUUCAGAGUCGCUCGUCAUUCUUGAAUACAUCGAUGAAACCUGGAAGACCGGACCUAGAAUCUUGCCAGAAGAUCCCUAUGAAAGAGCCAUAGUUCGUUUCUGGGCUAAUUACAUUGAUCAGCAUCUUAUAGCCAGCACGGCUAAGCUGUGGAAGUCAAGUGGAGAAGAACAAGAGAAGGCUCAAGAGGAAGUGUUGGAAAAAAUAAGAAUUGUGGAAGAGGGAAAUCCUGAAAUCCAUGGAAAUGAAUUGGGGCUCUUACAAAUCUUGCUGGUUACAACAUUUGGAUCUCAUAAAGCAUAUGAAGAGGUCCUUGGUGUGAAGAUUUUGGUUCCAGAAAACACCCCACUACUUUAUUCAUGUGUCACAAGUUUAAACGAGUUGACACUGGUGAAACAAAUUUGUUCUCCUCAUGAUAUGCUUGUGUCAAAGCUCAAAAUCUAUAGGCAAAAUGCCUUAAAAUCCACCACCCGCUGAGCUACUGAUUUUCUGGAAGAAAUACUUGUGAAACAUGUCUGCUGUUUUUUUUAUUGUUACAUAGGGGGAGGGGAAUAGUGAGAAUUAUUGAAUCUGCACCAACUGCGUGUUAGUGGUAACCGCAGUUCAAUUAAAUACUAUUCUAAAUAAUUCCCAGCCACAGCGUCAGUCGUGUGGAUUCUGCUUGUAAUAAGGUCUGUGACCACGCUUGAGAUCAUUUGUGAAAUGUAAUAUUUCAAAUUUCUGAAACCAUGACAUCUUUCAACUUCUAGUUUA